Molecule: messenger RNA, 2025 nt
Organism: Symbiodinium sp. CCMP2592
Lineage: Eukaryota; Dinophyceae; Suessiales; Symbiodiniaceae
Source: the annotation of a GenBank genome assembly
AUGGUGCGCGCGCUCAAUCAAGACAACGUGAACCAGACUGGAUGCGAUCUGGGUAUGUUCCUGCCGAAGAAGAAAUGCUCCCUCAAUGACGGAGCACUGGCUUUGGAGCCGGCAAGCACUAAGGAACGUCCCGUCCUGAAGGGAAUCGGAGACCGUGAACAAGCCGGUCAGAAGGCGUGGCUCCUCCUGUCGCUGAAGUUCCAAGGCGGCUCCAACCUCUUCGACAAGCAAGUCGUGGCGGAGAAGCUGGCCGCCAGGUAUGCGCACGAUCCCGACUGGAUGAGUGAGCUGGCCGAGCAGAUCAGCUUUGAUCGUCAAACCGACAUAUCCUCGGACGCAGAGAGCUGCUUGCGUUGGAACGCAGAAUUGGCUGCUGGGGACGCGUACUACCCCACCGUCCUGAAGCUGCUGCGCCUCCAUCAGACCUAUCAGUUCGCCGUGGAUCUUCGCGUCUCCGCAUGGCAGAGCCGAGAACUGCAGCUAGACGGGGCAGAUUCCUGGGCCCGUCGGGAGCAAGAUGUUUGGGUGCAGGCAUGGAAUGUCUGUCUGGAGCUUGCGUCUGCCAGGCACACCCGGUGCUGGAGCCAACUGGUUCACCUGGCAGCCAUGCCGAACAGCAUGGCUGGUGUUUUCCAUCCCCGGAAAGAGGUUCGGGAUACGAUGAUGGGGGGCAUGAAAGUCUUCUUUCAGCGCAUCAAGCAGGCCGUGUCUCGCGCAGCCCGUAAUGACGACGCCACCGCUGCAGCACUGAAAGAUCUGUUGCAAGACAUUGGCUACCACCAAUCACAGCUGGUCCUAGAGUGCUGGAAAGUUAUGGAUGAUGCCAAAUGGGACUGGAAAGACCAGAAUGUGCGGGAGCAGGCUUUCGGGCUUCAUGCUGGCCAGAGCACAACGAAGAUGGCUUGCGAGGACAGCUUCGCAUGGUCAGGCCUUGCUUGCUCCAGUGUCGUCGUGGGCCUACUGGGAUCCUUCCAUCUGAUUGCAAGGUGGACGAAGUGGUUCUAUGCAAGCGCAAACCCGACAUUGUCCAAAACCUUCAACAUGGUCUCAACAGACCUGGAGGACAUUCGAGCUGUGCAGCUGGUGGCCAAGUCUGAUCUGCACGGGUCUUCCUUCCGGUCUACGUCGAGUUACGUUCCUCCGGAGCUGGAGUUACGUAGUCUACUGCAGGGGAAGCAACAGUGGACGCGUGCUGGCACAGCCGCCGAGAUGCGGCAGAUCGCCGCCUAUCACGUCCUCAUGAUGCACCCACAAGACAAGUUCGACGACAUACCCCAGCUGUGGGCAGGCUGCCUCUUCCAGAAAGGCGCCGUGGCUGUGAGAGGCUCCAACGCGUACAUCAUCCUCGGAUUCAGGAAAUGGGCUACUCUAGGUGUGAGAUUGAACGAGCACCAAGUGGCAGGGAAGGUGUACUGGGAGGUUCCUGCACUGGAUGAAUCCGCCAAACUGAAAGUGCCAAGUGUCCUCGUCAACAAGGAUGCCAGCGUAGCUACAUGCCAAUGGAAGAUGUGCGCUAUCACACCUGUGAUCCCAGCCCUCAUGCCUGCGGAACUCAAGCACAAGACCAGCCUACUGACAGCAACAGGUGAGCUGGAGUCACUUCCAAAAGCAUCUGUGCGGAUUGGCAACUGGUUGAGCUUGGAGAACAUCAAAAGGCUGUGCAAGGCGAAUGGCAUAGCCCAGCCUGCAAGAGGAACCGGGAAACCAAACGCCAAAGGGGUACGAAGUGUCCUGAAGCGAGAUUGGGCACGGGUUCUGGUUUCCGGCUUCUUUCCUGACCUCGACGAGGAGUCUGUGAACGAAAUUCUCCGCAAGUUUAUGGGCACCUGGGAUCCAACCAAACUUGCCUGCCCCAGUGAGGUGGUGGAGUGCGUAGAGGGGUUAGAUGCCGAAGAGCGAGAUCAGAGCUACAUCAAGAGAGUCAAAGAGCUGGCUCAGAAGGCCAAGGAAGCUGCAGCUGAAGUACAGGGCCGUGGAUUCAUGGCUUGCAUGUAUGUCGUGGUUCUUGCGUGUUUUCAGAUUUAA